Messenger RNA from Oncorhynchus nerka (sockeye salmon), 571 nucleotides. Its product is annotated as equilibrative nucleoside transporter 4-like. The transcript is spliced from 5 exons. Gene Ontology annotation, biological process: nucleoside transmembrane transport. Lineage: Eukaryota; Metazoa; Chordata; Actinopteri; Salmoniformes; Salmonidae. Gene Ontology annotation, cellular component: plasma membrane. The annotation marks the transcript as partial. The record is from RefSeq and is a predicted model, not a curated record. Gene Ontology annotation, molecular function: monoamine transmembrane transporter activity; nucleoside transmembrane transporter activity.
AUGGAGGAGGGCAGAGAAACCAGUGUAGUGCAGAGUUAUAGCUUCGACUCGUACCAGCUGGAGGAAGAGGAGGGGACCAAGGGAACGCCGGAGAGAGGAGUGCUGGCCCUGUCAGAGCCGGCCUUUGAGGAGCCAGUCCCUGACGACCGUUACCAUGGUAUCUACUUUGCGAUGCUAUUGGCUGGCGUGGGCUUCCUGCUUCCCUACAACAGCUUCAUCACCGACGUGGAUUACCUUCACCACAAGUUCCAGGGAUCCUUCAUAGUGUUUGAUAUGAGUCUGGUGUAUAUCGUGGUGGCUCUUGUCGCAGUCAUACUAAACAACAUCCUUGUGGAGAGAAUCAGUCUACACACACGAAUCACCGUGGGUUACCUGUUCGCUCUGAGUCCUCUGGUGUUCGUCAGCGUGUUUGAUGUGUGGUUGGAAUCCUUCACCACCAGACAGGCUUACAUCGUCAACCUCUUCUCUGUUGGGGUGGUCGCCUUCGGAUGUACAGUGCAGCAGUCCAGUUUCUAUGGUUACAUGGGGAUGCUGCCCAAGAGAUACACACAGGGGGUGAUGACUGGAGAAA